AUGCCAUACACGCUGUCUGACAUCUGCUCUCACAUCCCUAGGGCCAAACCUGAGCUUGUCCUCCUUAACCACUACUAUGAAGAUCUGGACUGCAUCGCCCUGUCUGACAUGGCCUGCUCUGAGAUCAGCGAGCUGCUGGAGAAGUUGGGCUUCUACAAGAAGGCUCAACCUGAGGAUGUGAUCCCAGUGGAGUUCUGCUUCUCCCCCGCCAAGGACAGCCCCUUCAAAGGCACCCCCAAAUCCCAGUCCUCCCCCUCCUCAGCCCCCCCCAGACAACGCUUCCUCAGAGUCCACGGAGAGGCGGAGAGGCCAAACACUAUGACCUAUAACCCUCACAGCAGUAAAGAGGAGUGUGGACCUGGAUAGACAGGGCUACUCACCCCCAGUUCUGGUCCAAGACCAGUUUGUUUCUGCAUCUCAUAACAGAAAUGUUUUGGAUCAUAAUUACAAGCAGGUCCUGGAUUAGCACUUGAGGGAACAGUCUCUGUAGCAUCAGAAAAGGUUUUGAAGGUCACACUAAAAUUGCAUGUACAUUUUUCCUGCUGUUUGUCCAUUUAUUUCUGGUGAUGCGUAUGAUUUACCACAAAGUGUCAAGUAUGUGGUCUCUCUGCUGAUCUCGUGUGUAAAAUGACUUCCUGUACACUGUGGAACUGAAUGAUGCCUGGUGUGUGGAGCUUAGGCACAAGGGGAUUCAAGUGAAGGGGAUGACAAAUAGUUGUAAAAGAAAAAUGUGUCACUCAAUAUUUUUGAAAAUGUGUAUACCAUCCAUUUGCCAUUUCUAGACUAUCCAUUCUAAAAACAAAUUCCCAUUGCAAACACAAUUGUUUUUUUUUACAGUAACAGACAAAUUAAAGACAAACAAUCAACAACAAAUAUUUAGAACUUAAAUUGGUUUUAAUUGUUAAUUUACAUUUAAUUGUAGAGUACAAAUUUAUUUAUAAAGCCCUUUUUACAUCAGCAGAUGUAAAAAGAUGUCACAAAGAUCUUAUACAGAAUCCCUGCCUAAAACCCCAAACAGCAAGCAAUGCAGAUGUAGAAGCACAGUGGCUAGGAAAAACUCCCUUGAAAAGCAGGAACCUCGGAAGAAACCUAGAGAGGAACCAGGCUCUGAGGGGGGGCCAGUACUCUUCUACAAAAACAAGGAAUUAUAAUGUGUCCAAGCAUGUACAGUG
Messenger RNA from Oncorhynchus mykiss (rainbow trout), 1172 nucleotides. NCBI's taxonomy places the organism in Eukaryota, Metazoa, Chordata, Actinopteri, Salmoniformes, Salmonidae. The record is from RefSeq and is a predicted model, not a curated record.